This is a messenger RNA of Folsomia candida, 852 nucleotides long. RefSeq lists its product as uncharacterized. The coding region runs from base 49 to 732 and encodes 227 amino acids. NCBI's taxonomy places the organism in Eukaryota, Metazoa, Arthropoda, Collembola, Entomobryomorpha, Isotomidae. The record is from RefSeq and is a predicted model, not a curated record. The transcript has 2 exons.
CUGAUCUUGUUGCAAUGCGUGCCUUGCACGGCGCCCUUCAUCUUCUCCAUGUUUCCUAACUGUGGAGAAAUGGCGGACAAGACAAGCUGGAUGCUGAUGUUGGCCGUACACAUUUUCGAGACUUGGAUGUGUCUCCAGAUGAUAUUCGGAUGUACGGUGUACAUAUUCUACCUUCUUUGUGCUGGGAUAAUCUGUAUCUUGUUCUACUUCAGGAUCAUUGAAAAUAAAAUUUCUACCCUGCAAAGCGACCAAGAUACAAAGAAAUGCAUCAAUCUCUAUCGGUGUAUUCAAAUCCUGGAGAAAUUCUUCAACGCCUACCCGAUGAACAAGGUCAUUCCCGUGAUGGUUUUUGGCAUCCCCACCAUGGAAAUAAUCAGCCUCUUCAUCUCCAUCAAUUUCUACGACAAAAUAGCCAUGCCUGGUUUCCUGCUAUUUCCACUACUCGGAUUAAACACGCCGCUGAAUAACAUUUGUGUCCUGACCAUGGCAUCGCUAGUCCAUAACUCAUCCGACAAGAUAUUGGGCGUUUUAAAGAAGAAAAUAAUGGGGCUGACGUGUCACAGUGGGCGGAAAAGAUCGAUAAUUAAUCGAGAACUGAGAGCCUGUUCAGUCCUGAAGGUUAAGUUUGGAUCAAACUACAUCGACCGUGGGACACCAUUAGUUAUACAGAAUUUCUGUCUUAAUCAAACCAUGUCGCUUACGUUGGUCAAGGCAAAUAAAAUGGCUGGGUGAGGAUAAAAUGUGGGGAUUUUAUAAAUAUAUGUAUUGCGUAGUUGUUUAUGAAACCUAGAAUAGUACACUACUACAUAUUCGUAAUUACGUUGGGAAAUAGAAUCUAAUCUGUGAUCUUGA